AUGGCUGUAUCUGCUUCAAUGAAAAAUUUGAUUGACACUGCACAUAUUAUUGAAUCGAAAGGCACACAUAAAUAUUCAAUUAUAUGGCUUCAUGGUUUUGGUGAUAGUUCAGAUGGUUAUAAAGAUUUAUUCACUCAGAUACAACCACCAAAUACAAGAGUUGUACUACCAAAUGCACCAAAACAAUUGAUCACAAUUCAAGGUCGUCAACAUAAUUUACGAAGCUGGUAUGGAGAAGAAGCAAAAGAUGCUCAGAAGGGUUUAGAACUAAUCGAAUCAAUAAAUGAAUUAAUCGAUGGAGAACUUAAACUGGUCAAAGAUGCAUCUCAUAUUAUUAUUGGUGGUUUUAGUCAAGGAGGUAGUUUAUCAUUGCUUGUUGGUAUAAAUUAUUCAAAACAACAAUUAGGUGGUGUUAUAUGUUGUGGUGGUGACGUUGCCUAUAAGGAUAAAAUAUCACAAUUUAUAAGUGAAUACGCAGCAAAAGUACCCAUUUUAGUAUAUCAUGGCAAAGACGAUGACCGAGUUAAAUGGGAUGAUACAAAAACUGGUCUUGACUUAUUAAAACAAAAUGGUCUAAAAGAUAAUAUACAAGUUGUAGUAGAAGACGGAGUUAAACAUACUAUCAGUGAAAAAGGAUUACAUUUAAUUGUUAUGUUUAUUAUUAAACAAUUUAAAUUAUAA
Messenger RNA from Adineta steineri, 681 nucleotides. The record is from the annotation of a GenBank genome assembly. Lineage: Eukaryota; Metazoa; Rotifera; Eurotatoria; Adinetida; Adinetidae.